Rotaria sp. Silwood2 is the source of this 1341-nucleotide messenger RNA. The record is from the annotation of a GenBank genome assembly. NCBI's taxonomy places the organism in Eukaryota, Metazoa, Rotifera, Eurotatoria, Philodinida, Philodinidae.
AUGUCCGAAUCAAUAAACGAAACUUCAGCAUCUGAUGGCUCAUAUUGUCCUGCUAUAUUUGAAUAUCUUUGUUGGCCACAAAGUGAUGCUGAUUAUUUAGUGAAUAUUUCAUGUGGUGUAUUACGUCAUCCGGGUGUUGAUUCAUCGAAAUUUUUUAGUCGAUAUUGUCUUCCAUCGGGUAAAUGGUCUAAUGUUAGUUUUGCAUCAUGUUUUUAUCGCGAUAUUUUGGCUUUAUUGGAUAAAUCAUAUAUUCGAAGGCCACCAGAAGAAAGAGAAGUUUUUGAAAGAAUUGUUCGAGUUCUUCGUUAUGUUGAAUUAGCUGGACUAUCUAUAUCAUUUACUAGUAUUCUUAUUUCACUUUUUAUAUUUUUUUCUUUUAAAGCAUUAUACAAUAGUCGAACAAAAAUUCAUAUAAAUCUUCUAUUAGCAAUUCUUAUUCAGAUAAUUGCUCGAGUAACAACAUAUGGACUUCAAAUGGCUCAGUUAAAAAAUUCACCAAAAAAUGAAUGUGAUGUUAAUGGAAGUAUUUAUCCAUAUCCAACAAGAACUUUAUUUGAUAGCAUUUGUCCAUUAUUUAUUGCAUUUUUACAAUUUGGUAUAACAGCUAUGUUUAUGUGGAUGCUUUGUGAAGGAAUUCAUCUGAAUAGUAUUUUAACAGUUAGUGUUUUUAAAAAUUAUUUUAAAACAUAUUAUUUUCAUAUUAUUGGCUGGGUUCUUCCAUUUUGUUUAACAUUAAGUUGGAGUAUCGUUAUGUUUAUCAAACAACGUGAUCGCAGAUGUUUUUAUAAUUAUAAUCAUUUAAAAUAUUAUUGGAUUAUUGACGGGCCUCGAUAUGCAGUAAUGAUUAUAAAUAUAAUUUUUUUAUUGAAUAUUACUCGAGUUUUAAUGGUUAAAAUCAAACAAGGUUCAGAAAACCAAAUACGUGAAGACAAACGUCGUGGUUCAGCAAAUGCGAAAACUGUUCGGAAAGCGUUUAAAGCAGCUAUUUUUCUAUUACCUUUAUUAGGUAUAACAUAUGUACUUGAAACAUUUACUUCAGCAGGUAACUCAGUGAAUGUUUUCUUAAUGACACUUCAAGGAUUUUUUUGUUCAUUAUUGUAUUGUUUUCUUAAUGCUGAAGUUCGUGAAAUAUUGUCUCGACGUUUUCAAACAACACAAUUUUGGUAUCGUUGGAAACGAUAUUUAGCAAAGAAAGAUCAAUUUCGAAAUCGAGCAGAGAGUGAUGAAAAUCGAACACAUUUAGAUUUAUAUGCACAUAAUUCAAUUUUACCUAAAAAACCUCCAAUCAAAUUAGAAGAACAUCAUUUAACAUGUGACAUCGAUGAAAAUAUUCAAAAUUAA